AUGCUUCUUUCGGACGAAGAGCUAGAGCAAUGCGGCCUCCCGAUGCGAAACAGGGACGAUUCAAUAGAGGACGACUUAAAACUCAUCGAAAAAGCUCUCCACUCGGGCAUUUUAUCAAGAAUGGAGCAAUGGCUAUCAACGAGAAUCUAUGCACCAAGCGUGAGAACUUCUCAAUUCGAAUUUUUAAGCCGCCGCUCGGCGUGGGAGAUCGAAACACUUCAACUUAUGUUGCUAGACAAGAACGGAAAGCCUGAAAAAGCUGCUUGGUUAAAACAUCCAAAGCUUCAAUAA
Oikopleura dioica is the source of this 291-nucleotide messenger RNA. The record is from the annotation of a GenBank genome assembly. Lineage: Eukaryota; Metazoa; Chordata; Appendicularia; Copelata; Oikopleuridae.